CAGAGGGACGUCUAGGGGAAUAAGUUGGAAACGCACGAGCGUUACGUGAGGGUAGUGUGGACGCACGAGAAGCAAGAGGGGUGCAACGAACCCUCUAGGUUCGGUUCGAGUCCACGGAGCUCGGAGUUGUGUUCGAAUCAUGGCGACACCCGACCCCGUAGACCCAGCCACCCUAGAGAUAAAGACCCGUAGCAUAGAACAGACACUACACCCACUAGUAAAAGAGAUCUCCACCUUAGUGUCGCACAGAGAACGUCCGCUAUGCUCGGACAGAAGUCUCCGUGUGAUCGCCAGAGUCGGGCAAGCCGUCAAUCUGGCAGUCGAGAGGUUCGUCACCGUCGGCGAAAAAAUAGCAGAUGACAAUCCGGAGAUCUCGGAGGACAUGUACGAAGCGUGCAAGAGGGCACGGGACGCUGGCUCGGCGAUCGAGAAAUUAUGCGAAUACGCGAGGGAGGAUAGCCUGGCCGACCGGGGCUCCGUCGUGAGAGCCGCGAGACGUCUUCUCGGCUCCGUGACGAAGGUCCUCCUGCUCGCUGACAUCGUCGUUGUCAAACAGCUUCUUCUCGCGAAAAAGAAGGUGGCUCGUAGCCUCGGCCGUCUCGAGAGUGUCUCGAACUUCACCGAGUUCGUCAAGGCAUUCAGCCAGUUCGGGGCGGAAAUGGUGGAGUUGGCACAUUUGACGGGUGAUCGCCAAAAUGACUUGAAAGACGAGCGACGGAGAGCACAAAUGGCCGCGGCUCGCCAAGUUUUGGAGAGGAGCACCAUGAUGCUGCUCACGUCUAGUAAAACCUGCCUGAGGCAUCCGGAAUGUCCGUCUGCUAGAGAAAACAGGGACACCGUAUUCUGCCAGAUGAGAAGAGCGAUGGACUUGAUACAUUAUGUGGUCAAGGAUGGUGUGUUGGACUGCAGCGAAUCACAGUCCAACUCUCAAAGCCCCCAGCAGGAAGAUUGGGACAGCAGCACAGCUUUCUCCGCACUGAAGCACUUCGAGAGGCUAGUGGAAACCACAAGAAUGACUCUCCUAGGACCUGGAUGCCGAGAAACACUCACGGCCGCGUUAGAUACCGUCAUCGAGAGAACGCAAGAUUUCACCGACAGCGCGUACACCAGCCACGAGCACAGAGAAAAUAUCCUUUUGCUCUGCGAUCGGUUGGAACUCGAACUAAAUACCCUGCUAAGAAUUGGCAAUAGCAUGAACUAUGAAGGUGGUGGCGGUUCCCCAAGUUCCGAAAUGGAGCAAGCUGUCCUGAGUUUGUUACGUACCACCAGGGAUCUUCGUCAGCAACUGUGCACGACCACAAUGGAACAAGCGGCAGAUCUCGGUCAGGUAACCAAAGCGGGCCAGGAACUUGUCUCGACGAUCAGGGACGUCGCUUUGGCCAACGACAGAUACCAUCUACAAGAGAGCAACGAAAAGUUUCGCGAAUGCAUUGAACACAUCCUCGAAGUGUGCAAAAUGUUGAGACAUGUUGCGCUCUCGGAAUCGUUGCAAGUUUCAGCGAAGUUUACGGAGAUUAACUUAAGAAUAUACGGUCCCCAAGUGGUAACUGCGGCGUAUACUUUAGCCAGACACCCUAACAGUAAAAUUGCCAAGGAAAAUUUGGAAGUGUUCGCCGACAUGUGGCAAUGGCUUAUGACUGAUGUGACUACCAUGACGAAAGACGUGCUCGAGCUGAACCAGAACCGGCCAGAGAAACAUUACAUGUCCUUGCCACGACCAGGAAAACACGGGACAACGAGCAAGCCGUUGAAACCGGUGAAGCUGGAUAGCGAGGAGCAGGCAAAGAUAGCGAAGGCCGGAUUAGAGAUGAAGCUGAUCACCUCGGAGAUGGACGCCGAGACGGAGAAGUGGCAGGAGAGCGGCACCGCCCUGGAGGAGAACAACGACAUUGUGAAACGCGCCAAGAACAUGUCCUCGAUGGCGUUCUCGAUGUAUCAGUUCACGAGGGGCGAGGGCGCGCUGAAGACGACCCAAGAUCUGUUCACUCAAGCUGAGUAUUUCGCCGAGGAGGCGAACAGAUUGUACAAGGUUGUGAGACAAUUCAGCUAUCAGGUACCAGGGGGAGCGCACAAGAAAGAUCUACUGGAGAAUCUCGACCGUGUACCGACUUACGUCCAACAGCUUCAAUUCACCGUGAAAAACCCCACCGUCGGGAAAGCCGCAACAUUCACCAAGGUCGAUAACGUGAUACAAGAGACUAAAAAUUUAAUGAACGUGAUUUCGAAAGUGGUCACCACGUGCUUCGUCUGCGCCACAAAGUACAACCUGGAUUUCCGAGGUCUGUCGGCGCAUGGGACCGGCGGCUCGCCGUACAGGGGCGGAGAGGGUGCAGGCGCCGACGGCGACGGUGGCGGUGCUGGUGUCGACGGCAGCAAGACGGGCUCCGCCCCCGGCAGCGACCCGUCCGUCUGACAGUUUGGGAUGGCCCGACGGGCCAAGGGGGACGCUCGCCGCACCCGGGUUUCCUUUCUACUUUUCUAGGAAGAGCCCUCGCCUGCCCCAGCGAAACGUACACGUCGAGCAUCCCCGACAAUGCGACGGCGUGUCGACUGCCGAAGGAAGUCGCGAGUUCUUCCGACGGGAUUUCGUUCGAAGGAAUCGCGCGCACGGUUCUUAAGCAUGCACAGUAGGAACCUGGCUGUGUUUCGAAGGGCUGAAAACCAUACGCUCCUUAUCUUAUGAAUUUUCUAGUAUAUAAUCGAAACGUUCCUAAUCCUAAAAAUUCUUACUCUUACUUAUUUAUUCUAUUUGAUUCUGUUAAUCACGAACGGUUAUUAUAAUGUACUAUGUACGAUUUUCACAAAUGAGGACAACUAAGAUAGGGAUUAAAUACAUUAGCUUACGUCAACAUGAUUUUCAGCCUGGCAGAAAUAACGUGAGUAUCAAACUUUUAUUUUUUUUUUAUUCUUUACUUUUUGUUCAUUGAGGAAGCCAUUCUAUACCACAGGUUGUAAAUCUUUUUGAUAUUAUUUAUAAGUAUCAGCGGGUAUGGAAAUUAAACGUCGGAAUAUUAUGAAAUAACAGAAAUCCCUUCGGAAGUCGUCUUUCUUAAAGCACACAGUUUGCUCUAAAAAAAAGUCUCUGACAGAGCACAAAGAAAAUACAGACUUGAAUCGAGGAACUAAUUACGUUUUGCUCGUUCUUCACUAGAAUGAAACAAACGUCUGGCGGAAUAUUCGCCGGAAGUUCGGUUAACGAAAAAUAAUUUAUCGGUGCUACAGGACGAAUCGACUGGUUCCCUGGCUAAAUAAGAAUUAAUUAGGUGAUAAGCUGACCGCAUAAUUUCUUACAAGCACACCGUAUCCGAACGACGGAUGAGACCUUCGUGGACGCUCGGUUCCCGGAGGACAAUACGUAGUAUAAUCGGCGUGUACGUUUCCCAGUCACGAUUGCCGCGAGCACAAGCUAUUAUUCCAGCGAUUAGUCAGAACACAUACAUGUUUCUGCGUUGCUCAAUCGUAGACAAUUUAUUUCGGCUCGAGUUGCAAGUUCGAAGAGCGAUUUUCGUAAAAUAUGAAACAGACGGCAGGGAACCGAAACGAAUUGAUGAGAGAGCCAGGCACGCUUUUGCACCACGAAUGCACGCGUGGACCGUGAGCAGGCGUGAUCAAGUGUUAGUCGAAUUGCUGAAUUAAUUCUCUGUCCGGUAAAUAAUUUCCAAAACAUGUUACGCGGAACGAUCAAUUUUUCAUUUACGAAUUCCACGCGAAUCUCAUAUGGAAACGAUUUAGACUAACAAAUCCGGAGAUUCCGCGAUGGAACUACACAUUCACGGUGGCAAUAAUGUAACCAUAUCAGAGAAACAUCGACGUCCAAACGCUUGGCAAGAAUCGCUUUGCGCUGCUUGAACGUUCCAGGCUUUUUCGUGAAACCAAUAAUCAACGGGGUCGUACGUGUCGCUUGCUGCUUCGAAAUUCAACACAGAGCAAUACAGUCUUAACGAAAUAAUGUAGUGGCAGCGAAGCGUAUUUGAAAUGCAGCGCGUCACGUUCUCGACGGAUUAUGCUUCUUGCACCGACUUUGUUGCUCAACCAAGUCUUUUACCGACGAUAAAAAAGAAUGAAAUCGUUCUUCCAUGUAAACAAGUUGGUGCAACGACAAUAACUAAAUUGAGCGUUCAAAAGUCAACUCCCACUUGUCAUACUUCUUUUGACUUUAAUGAAAGAGUAUUUCUGAAAAUAGUCUGUUUCCUGUGACAGCGUGUCAUUAACGCAGCGCGCUGCAUCGAAUAAUGCUUUUUAAAAUUCGCUUUCGACGUUUGGUAUUCAAUACAUGCCGAGUUUUGCACUUCGACGAACGAACAAUCUUACUUGUCGCAAUAACCGCAAUUUAGAAAAUGUUUCUUUACCUAAACAGUCACGAUCUAGCGUCGAGCUGCAAUCAGAUUCCAUCAAUGAUGUAUAUGCAAGAAGUUAAGACUGUUCGUUCCACGGUUCGACUCUCUUUCUGCAGCUUCGUCUAUUGUAGUUCGACAAACAAACAGACGGAAGAGAAGAGAGUGCUAGGCUGCAAUUAUGCGAGCGACCAGAUUUUUAUUGAAAGCACAGCAAAUACAAUGGGGCAGGAGAUGGUCAUUGAGGGUAACCUGGGGGCGGCAGCAGGGCGGUCAGGGACGUACUUUGUGGCAAAGACCAACCAUGGCUCACUCACCCGAAAUCUCGUGACUCGGUUAGCCAAAAAAAAAAUAUAAAAAAAAAAAUGAAAAACAGAAACGUAUCGCUCGAUUAAACUGGAGCGCGACUGCUGCUUCUUCUCUUACUAUCAGAAUCAAAGUUCCGAGGAUCAACGAGCUUUUCGUCGAGUUGAGCAACACGGAACAGUCGUUAGAAUAAAGCUUCCUUCACAGUGCCACAAAAGAAUCGCCAUCGUGUAAUAUUAUUCUAAUGUUCGCGCAGAGUCGUCUUUGAAACCGCUUGAAGUUACGCGUUCGCUGCGACGACGGAGCGAACGACAAGUCACGUAAACGUUUAGAGUUGGUCAGAAACUCGAGUCGAUUAAGAGAACGUCACCACUAGACCGCAUAUGUACAGGUAAAUCGCAUUUUUAUAAACGCAGAGAGAAAUUUAAAUACGAAUAAAAAUUUUCCACUCACUUCCUAAACGAUUCAUUCUGAAGAUUCGAGAUUCGUACAAAUGCAUAAACAAACAUCGGCGGUCUACUGAUACGUAUUUCAUUUCAUCAAUUAAGAAACGUCAGAGUAAUAAUAAAUCACGCCCGAGCAUAAUUAUAAUGAACCCAUGCCGUUACUCGUAUAAGAAUUACGGAGGAAUCACGCUAAUUGUAUAAAUACAUAUAACAGUUCAAUCAAGGUGUUUUUUAUACACGGUGGAAAUGAACGUUAAGUCGAAGAUCGCGGGCAUUUCGCAUAUACUACUUCCCAAUCUUAUUGGCUCGUAUUAAUAUCGGAGCUUCAUCCGGUGAUUUCCUACGCUAUUCAGACGAGGAAGCUUCCUUUCGCGAAGCUACGGCCGAAGACGUUUAAAGAACAAACGACUUUUGCUCAUUACCGAUGUUCUCGUAUUCGACGAGAACGCGAGGAUCGUUUGUAUGUACAUAUAAAGUCAUAAGUUUCAUGCGAGUUAAUCAUUACGUCGACCAGUCAUGCAUUUCUCGUACUUACCAGAUAUACAUAAAUAUAUAUAUAUAUAUAUAUAUACAUAUAGAUAUAAAUAUAAAUACUGCUAUGGAAGAUCGAUUCUGUAUGUAUUAUACAGAGUUGGCACAAAGAAUGCAUAACACUGUAACGAUCACUGAAAUCUGUGGACGGAAACGGGUCAUAUCCGUCGGUGGUGGGAAGUCAAAGUACUAUAAUACAAAUCUAAAUGUAUAAGAAAACAGGCGAAUUAUCCGCGUUAGAUUAAAUGUCUUUACAUUUUAAAUUCGCAUGAAAAUCAAGUCUAUGUGUUAUUAUCGUCUCGUGAAAAGAUAUUGACCUUCUCCUCGUCGACGGGUAAGACCCGUACGGUCGAUAUGAGAUUGAAAUUAGCAAAGUUGACAGCGAACGAGGCCCAAGUGCCUCGCGAUCCAAGGGGAUGUUGACGGAUCCUCGAGAUGUUCCUAGAGUGUAAUUACGUACGCGUAACCUCGCAGGAAUGUAAUAUCCGACGUUGUUCCAAACAACGUGUCAUUGUAACACACGUGCUCGACGCGUUUGUACAAACUCUGUAUCAUACUUUGUCCGCGGUCUUUUAGCAUAGUACAUUAUCGUAUUUACGUAUGGUGUUGGUCAGUCGUUAAGGGAGUAAGCUUAAGUUUUUUUGUAUAAAACAGCACAAAUAUUUUAUAAGAGGUGUAACGGGGAAUGAAUCUCGUCGCGAGCGUUGAGUUCUCAUCAUUCAUUGCCGGGUCGAGUUAUUAGUGGUUCAUAGAUAUCGUUAACGAUUGGCUAGAAACCGGUCCGCUCGAAACUCGACAGAUCUUUUGGAGAUGCGAAAGGUGGUUCUUCUUGGGGUGAAAGUGUCUCGUCGAUUCUCGACGUAUUAUUAGAAACGUUCAUGAUCUCAUCGGCCGAAUUGACUUCGAGUAUGAAAUCAGUUUUCCCAGAUCGUAGAUACAUUCUCCUGCAAGUCUCGAUUCCAGGGUCAGUCCAAAGUUCGAGAUCUAGUGGACACAGUUUUAGGUCAGAUCGACUUUGUUGUUUCCUAUGUAAGGUGGAAUUCUCAUCGCAUAUUAAACAUUAACACCAGUGGUGAUAGUACGCGUUAGCUCAUCCGAAUCCUAGUCGUUGCAUAGAAAGUCGGUUGAUAAGUGUACCGUCGUAUCGAAUAAUGUCGUUAGGUAUGUUAACAAUAACAGUAACGAUAAGGAAUCGCAAUGAUAAACGGUAGCUUGGCGUUCGAUCCCGGAGAUAGGUUCGAUCCCUUCUUUCGUUCAGUCACUUGUCAAGCAGAAUCACAAAGCUGCGAACGUCUCUCGUAGCCUGAAAUUUGCAAAUUCGUCGUAUAUUUAUACUCUACCUCAAUUCGUAGCACAGAUGUUAUUUGGAAAGGACAGUGGACAAGCGAAAUUUUUUAAAGGACGAAGUCUGAAGCAAUUAGAUAACUUGUAGAUAGAAUUUUGUUGACGAUUUGAGAAGAAUAAGGAAAGGAAUCGAAGCAAUGGGCGAGCGCGAGACAUGCCUAGACAGCGGCUCAUAGUUGCCAUCGACUGUGCCUACCUUCUUCUAAUUAUACGCGUACUUACAUAUGUAAUACGUUUUUACAUGGGAUUAACACGUGUGCACGCGAGAGAUAACAUAUGUCCGUGCGACGACGUUCGCUUUGUGGCUGUUUCGUGCUCUGAACAAAGAUAACAGAACAUAAAAAUCCAACGCUAGCGGUAACGAACGAAGUACAUAGUGCAAAAAUUGUAAUAUUAAUAUUAACGUAAUAUACAUAUACAUAAUAUUAUUAUCGAUUAGCGACGACUACUGUUAGUUGAAAUAUUUCGUGCCUGUGGUGUAAUAUUACCGGUGAUCAAUAUUUCAUUGUCUUCAGUCUUCAGUUAAGAAAUGAAAGAUGAAAAAAGAUAAAAUAGCCUUGCACCAAGUAUUUGAGAAAUGAGAAAAUUUAAUUCGGAGGUAGAUGAUCGGCUGUUCAUUUAAAAAUUGAUUGAUAACACCUUUCCAUUGACAUCUAUAACACUUUUUAAUAAUAUAGAUACAUUUCAUACAAACAGAUUACUUCGAUCCACACAGAUUUUUUGGUUUACGAUAUUUAUUAUCCCUAAAAACUUUCUUAUUUAUUUGAUCAAUCACUAAACGAACAUCCGAGUAUCUAGCGAAUGUCAUUGAUUCCCUGGGCAGAUCGCGGCCUGGAGAUAACAAUUCUACAAUCGUAGUCUUUCCAUUUUAUAAUGGUCUAGUCUAGUGGAUCGUGUAGGUGCCGUGCUUCGCAGUAAACAUCGUUCCGACGUUACAUACAUACAUACAUGUGUUGGUCCUACGUUAGUUGAAACGAUUCUAGACAAAUAUCGAUGACAAUAAUUUCGGGUAAUUACUUUCACGUCCGUUGGCGAACAAAUCGAUCCUGAUGAGAGAAAAAAAAAAAGACAAAUGAAAAUAGCGCAAUCGACGACAAGAACGUGUAUAUUUUUUAACGUUAUUCGAACGCGGUCCCGAUUCAAUUCCCCCAUGUUAACAGUAUUUUGAUUAUAGACGAUCUAGCGAUCCCUCCCCCGAGAUUUUUGAUAUUUUUCUGGAUAGAUAAAAGACGGCAUUUUUUGUCGAGCUGAACGUCUGCUUGAUCGUGGAUCACGUGAAAGUAAAGUUAGUCUUGCUGGCGCGAUAGUUGUUCAUUAAAUAUCUAAUGCAAACGAACAAUAUAGUAGCUGUUACCAUUAAACUAAGAAUAUAUGUGCGAAUCGCUAAAUCAAUUCGGAGAACUCUGUACAUUUGUAUAAAAUAGUCUUCCAAAAGAAACAAAUUAGAAACGGAACAAGUCUAAUUUUUCAUAAACAGUUAACAGUGAACAGAGCGUAUUAAUUGGCAAACGUCGCGCCACAAAUACUAACUUUAUCGUUUCUUCAUAUUUUCUUCUCACUCAUAGAACAGCUCGUAUAAGAAUUUCAUGAUACAGUUAAUGAUUCUCAGUCGUACAUUAAUAAUCGUAAACGUGUAACAAACGAGCGCAUUAAAUUUAUAAAUUAUAGUGAAGAGGGCAAAAAGAAGCUAGCAAACCAAAGUACUCGAUCGUCUCAUUUCAAUUAUAUACGUGUAAUUCUUUAUACAACAUGUUUGGAAAUAUGAAUGGAUAAUUCUUCAAGUAUAAUAUACACAAAUACGUAUAUAAAAAAAAAUUCUUCAAGUAUCUAUUAUGAGCUUAUAGCGAUUUAAUAUAUUCACGAGGAAAAAAAAAGACCGAUAGGUCAUGGAAUAGAAUUCGUUCAGUAGAUAAAUCUUUACUCGAUGUACGUCGAACAAUUUCAUUUUUAAUAUAUAAUAACUGAACAAACAAAAGUGAAAGAGAGCAUACAACAAGGUAGACAGUAAACUUUUACCUCUCGACGGUUUUAUCCGAAGCUAUACAAUGUUUAAAAAAAUGUGAAACAAAUUGCGUAACAGCGCGGGGAAGUAAAAGAUAUAGAUUUUUCUAUAUAAAUUUUAAUAUUGCGACUGGACGAUGCCAAAGACACGACUGCGAUUUCUCCGACUCUAGUCUCUAUCGUUGAACGCGUGUCGCACAACGCGAUUUACAAAAGAGAAAGAUCGAAAGAAGUACGUACGAUAUAUAUACAUACAUAACUAUAUGCAAUCUUCUCUUGGGACUGAAAACGUGACAGUAUCCACCAGACGGUCAAUUGAAAAUGCAAUGUAAAUGUGCACGAACCGUAUAUACCUUAGAGCGUAUGUUACCAGACAUGAGUAAAAUACCACUGGAGGCAGCUUCUUAAACGUUAAAAGUGUAGACGGAUUAAAAAUGUUCAGCUAUACGCUAUCUCUCUCUCACAGACACAGUUAACUAUUCUCUUCCUUACGUAUCAGUAAGCACUUUGAAAUUUGAAAUAAUUCGAAGGAGAAAAAACAGCAUUUGUCUACACUUUCUAUACGUAUGGAAGCUGCCUCUAGUAGCUCUAAGGUAUGUAUAGAAUCGUAUUUAUAGAAUCUCUUCUCUUGCAGUGACUGCAAAUAAGUAUUGGCAUCACUGUGCUUAGUUUACAAAUGAAAUUAUAUAGGAAGCUUCCUUGUUUCAUAAAGCAUGGACUAAAUACUAUUUUACAAAAUGAUAAAAUAUACGUAAACACUUAUUUCUCAGACGGAUUAAAGUUCACUGUUUGCAGAAAUGAUAUACAAAUUAUGCCAAUAUUGCCAAUACUGUUUGCGAUCACUUUAUUUGUAACGCUAUUAAAAACAGUCAGGUGACUCGUUUUAUCGGAAUUUUUCAGCGUCAAGCCUAAUCUUUUUCCUACUAAAUGUCCACUUCGAGCCCAUUAACGAAACGUAACAUACCGUGGCCAGCAUGAUAGUGACGAACGGUGUAACAAUAACGUAAAACUCGUAUCGCGUCUCAUUCUGUUAAAAAAAUUAUUCUUUCUUAACGCAGAAUUUAAAAAUUCUUCUAUCUUACUCCCGACGUUUAAUUGCACAACGAUCAAAGUUCCUUUUACUUAAAAUUUUUACAUUGUUUCUGAAACACGAUCUUAGGCGCGAGAAUUGAAAAUAAUUUCGAACACGCUCGAACAAUUGUAAUCGACAAUCCGCGAUGAGCAUUCGCACGAAUCGAGAAGGAAAUCAUGUUGAGAACAUACAUAAGUCGUUUUCAUCAUCGAGAAACAAUCUCCCGUUUGGGAUAAGAAGAGAAACACGAAUUUACGUUUACACGAUUUUCUAGUUGAAAUACUUCUUCCCCUGAUAUUUCGAGAUGUUUAGCAUAGCGUCCUAUUUUACGUCUCGCGAAUGAAUCUAGUCUUACGUCAGUGAAGAAUAGGGAGUAUGCUGCUUGAAUAAUUGAACGAAUUCGAAGGAGAAUAGCAAAUUGUCCAGUACCCUUUACAUUCUAAACAGAUCACGUAAGCUUAAAGGUACAAAUGAAGCCAGCAUAAAGUUUUUAUUAAUUUGUUCUUUUAUACUGAUUACGAAUACUUCUUUACAUUUUAUAAGAACAUCAGUUUAAAAGAAAAGAUAUUCAACUUUCUGUUUCCAAAAAUUCACGUUCCGCCAUGUUAAGAUUGCAAUCAUGAAUUGUAAAAGGAAUCUUUAGAGCAUCUACGAGUUCUACUAUGCAAUCGACUGAGGCGAGAGAUCAAGUGUCGAUCACGUCGCUAGUUCUUUCUCUUCUUCAUUCGACUGUUCAACGUGGGGCUGUGAUUGUCAUGAAAAAACUAAACUAAAUAAAAAGUAAUAAUAAAGAGUGGCCGUAGCACAAUGCGCGAAGUGAAAGUAGAACUUCGCAUUCGUUUCUUUGCCGCGACUGCUUGACGAAACUAGGUAUUGAUCUGAAGAUCUUUAUGUAAUUCGUUUGAUAAACGCCUUCGUAGUUCACUAUGGUCUUCCCGUCGAUGCUUAACGUUCCCUCGUUGAAAGGUUUCAUUUGUAAUAGAAUAAACGACAAAAGACGCGAGCGGUCAGAUAAACAAGAAGAAAAAACAUAAAAGAUAAACCACGACGAGAUUUCUAUUGUGAAUCUUUUUACGAGGAAGGAGGCCCGUUUUAUCUCGUGGUAGGUUCGGUUUUUACGCUUCGAGCGAUUGCACGAUUGAGAGAUCGAGAACGCGCGAAUGGGAGAGCGAGUGAGAGAGAAUGCUGAAAACGUAUGAAGAUGCUUACCUACCUACGACAAUUUAUAAUUUAUAUUACCGAACGUUUCAUUUGUAUCGACGAUAUAUGAG
Ceratina calcarata is the source of this 11305-nucleotide messenger RNA. It is a transcript of the gene alpha-Catr, whose product is annotated as alpha-catenin related. Gene Ontology annotation, molecular function: actin filament binding; cadherin binding. NCBI's taxonomy places the organism in Eukaryota, Metazoa, Arthropoda, Insecta, Hymenoptera, Apidae. Gene Ontology annotation, biological process: Rho protein signal transduction; cell adhesion. Bases 140 to 2413 code for a protein of 757 amino acids. The transcript has 11 exons. The record is from RefSeq and is a predicted model, not a curated record.